Molossus molossus (Pallas's mastiff bat) is the source of this 1856-nucleotide messenger RNA. It is a transcript of the gene MFSD1, whose product is annotated as major facilitator superfamily domain containing 1. Gene Ontology annotation, biological process: transmembrane transport. The transcript is spliced from 16 exons. Gene Ontology annotation, molecular function: transmembrane transporter activity. Lineage: Eukaryota; Metazoa; Chordata; Mammalia; Chiroptera; Molossidae. Gene Ontology annotation, cellular component: lysosome. The record is from RefSeq and is a predicted model, not a curated record. Bases 92 to 1489 code for a protein of 465 amino acids.
UGGCCUGAAUCUCGGCUGGGCUCAGCCCUGCGCGAUCCCGGCCGGGGCCGGAGUUGCCGCCGCUCUAGCCUCUGGGUCUCCUGCCGGCCCGAUGGAGGAGGAGGAGGAGGAAGCGCGGGGGCUUCUGAGCAGCGGCCCCCACGAGGCCGGGAGCGAUGCCCCCGCCACCCCCGGGGCGCUGCCGGCGCUCUGCGACCCCAGUCGCUUGGCGCACCGGCUUUUGGUGCUGUUGCUGAUGUGCCUCCUCGGCUUCGGCAGCUAUUUUUGCUAUGAUAAUCCUGCUGCCCUUCAGACUCAGGUUAAACGGGAUAUGCAAGUGAAUACCACGAAAUUUAUGCUGCUGUAUGCCUGGUAUUCUUGGCCCAAUGUAGUUUUGUGUUUCCUUGGUGGCUUUUUGAUAGACCGAGUAUUUGGAAUACGAUGGGGCACCAUUAUUUUUAGCUGCUUUGUUUGCAUUGGACAGGUUAUUUUUGCUCUGGGUGGAAUAUUUAAUGCAUUUUGGCUGAUGGAAUUUGGAAGGUUUGUGUUCGGGAUCGGUGGGGAGUCCUUAGCAGUUGCUCAGAAUACAUAUGCUGUGAGUUGGUUUAAAGGCAAAGAAUUGAACCUGGUGUUUGGACUCCAACUUAGCAUGGCUAGAAUUGGAAGUACAGUAAACAUGAACCUCAUGGGAUGGCUGUAUUCUAAGGUUGAAGCUUCGCUGGGUUCUGCUGGUCACACAACCCUUGGAAUCACACUUCUGAUUGGGGGUAUAACCUGUAUCCUUUCACUAAUUUGUGCCUUGGCCCUUGCUUACUUGGAUCAGAGAGCAGAAAGAAUUCUUCAUAAAGAACAAGGAAGAACAGGUGAAGUUAUUAAGUUGACUGAUGUGAAGGACUUCUCCUUGCCCCUGUGGCUCAUAUUUGUCAUCUGUGUCUGCUAUUAUGUUGCGGUGUUCCCUUUUAUUGGACUUGGGAAAGUUUUCUUUAUAGAGAAAUUUGGAUUUUCUUCCCAGGCAGCAAGUGCUAUUAACAGUGUUGUAUAUGUCAUAUCAGCCCCCAUGUCCCCAAUAUUUGGGCUGCUGGUGGAUAAAACAGGGAAGAACAUCAUCUGGGUUCUGUGUGCAGUGGUGACCACUCUUGCUUCCCACAUCCUGCUGGCUUUUACACUGUGGAACCCUUGGAUUGCUAUGACUCUCCUGGGACUGUCCUAUUCAUUGCUUGCCUGCGCUUUGUGGCCAAUGGUGGCGUUUGUAGUUCCUGAACAUCAACUGGGAACUGCGUAUGGCUUCAUGCAGUCCAUUCAGAAUCUUGGGUUGGCGAUCGUUUCCAUCCUUGCUGGCAUGAUAUUGGAUACUCGGGGAUAUUUGUUUCUAGAACUUUUCUUCAUUGCCUGUGUGUCUUUGUCACUUUUAGCUGUGGUCUUACUGUAUUUGGUGAAUCGUGCCCAAGGUGGGAACCUAAAUUAUUCUGCAAGACAAAGGGAAGAAAUGAAACUUUCCCAUUCUGAAUGAGAAGUUUAAAUGACUGUGUCAUGAGAAUGGGCUGCACACAUCAUUGAUCUGAAACCUCCAUUUAAAAAAAUUUUUUUUCUAUAUAGUUUAGUCAUUAGGAAAAAUAAUGGUCUGGAAAGUUAUAUUUAUAUUUCAGGUACACCUGUUUUAAAGUAUAUUUGUGAAGACUGUUUACCCUUUGUCUUUGUGUGUUGCUGUCGAAUUUUACUUCAGACUAGGCUAAUCAGCAAUGAAGUUUAGAAAAUUGUGCUGGAACAUUCAGGUGAAUUUUAGUAGGGACCAUGAAUAAUGGAAACCAUUGGAUCUUGUAUUGAGAUCAUUUUCAUAGAGUAUAUCAUGGGGAUAUGGCUUUUUUUUUUUUUUAAAG